Messenger RNA from Chanos chanos (milkfish), 2241 nucleotides. RefSeq names its product adhesion G protein-coupled receptor E3-like. Lineage: Eukaryota; Metazoa; Chordata; Actinopteri; Gonorynchiformes; Chanidae. The record is from RefSeq and is a predicted model, not a curated record. Gene Ontology annotation, biological process: adenylate cyclase-activating G protein-coupled receptor signaling pathway; cell surface receptor signaling pathway. Gene Ontology annotation, molecular function: G protein-coupled receptor activity. The transcript is spliced from 15 exons. Bases 1 to 2241 code for a protein of 746 amino acids. Gene Ontology annotation, cellular component: plasma membrane.
AUGAGAAUGCUGUUCAUUGACUUCAGUUCAGCGUUCAGCACCAUCAUCCCUCAACAACUGACUGCUAAGCUCAGCCUGAUGAGGCUCAACAGCUCCAACACUAUCACACUUAGCACUGGUGUCCCUCAUGGUGCGCUGUUUGUGUUGUGUGGUUUUGUGACUCCUGAUCUUUUUGACCCUGAUUAUCGCUUAACGGAUUUUGGAUUUUCUGCAUGCCUGAUUGUCUCGCUGCUGACCCAUGAUUGCAGCUCCAGCUCCACAAUGAACAACCUAAUGAAGUUUGCUGACAACACCACCAUAAUGGGGCUCAUCAGCAUCAACGAUGACGUCAUACAGAGAGGAGGUGCAACGGCUGGCAGGCUGGUCUACUCAGUUGACAAAGGUCACAAGGUCACCACAGCCUUCUGGUACCUCAAAGGGACGUUGGGUCAGGAGCCUGCUAAUAUUUUACUGAAUUCGAGUUUUCAAGGACGAUUGAAAUAUCUCGGAGACAAGGAACAAAACUGUGGUCUCAGAAUCUCAGAUGCGAGAGAGAAUGAUUCAGGCAUUUUUGACUUUUUGUUCAAAACUAAUGCAAAUGAAGAAAGCCAGACCAGUGAAUCUGGAGUCAAUGUCACUGUUACAGAUUUUGAUGUGCAUGUGCUGCCUAUGAAAGAUGUCUUGACUGAGGGCGACUGGUUGAUACUGAGCUGUGGGCGCUGUAUCCCCACCAGUUUCAUACCCACCUACAUCUGGAAGAAAGACGGACGUCCCCACGCCACCAAACAAGGCAACAACAUCCUCGAGAUGGAAUCCGUUAAAAUGGAGGACGGGGGCAAGUACUCCUGCUCAAAGGUAAAAGCUCAGCUGGAUGAGGUGUUAAAUACGCUGGAGAGGAAAUUUGAUAAAUCCAGUGAAUCUGAAUCAGAAAAUUUGGCAUCACAGGCGAGCACAGUUCUGAACAUUUCUGAGACACUGGUCUCUUUACUGGUGAAACCAACAAACACAGAAGAGAUCCUCAACUUUACCUCCAACACCACUGAGGUCAAAGUCUACACUGUUGGACCAAACGCCACUUUAGAAAGCAUCACUCGACUGAAUAAUACUGCCGCUUUCCUGGAUAUCGACAUCAUCAGUAUCGCCAAGAACAACAAGGGACAUGCAUCUGUGGCCUUCAUGACGUAUGACAACAUGUCAGAAAUACUGAAGCCCACCUUCUUCCCCUCAAAGAAAGACACAGUCAACACUAUGAUGUCCACAGUAGUCUCAGCCUUCCUGCCCAAAACCACCAACAAAACGCUUACCAAUCCAGUUAACUUCACCCUGAAACACAUCAGAUGGAGUCAUCGCUUGGAGCUGCUGAACACGAUUGCUGUCACAGUAGGGCUGACAUUGCUGUCCUUGGCUGUUUUGACCCUCGUCCUGUUUCGUAAGAACUCGAGAGUGAGCAGCGUACUUCGACUGAACCUCUGCAUCUGUCUGCUGCUAGCACACCUCCUCUUCCUGCUUACUCAACGUUUUCUGGCUCACAGCAAUUACAAGGUGUUACUGUGUUCUGCAUUUGCGGGAAUAUUGCACUUCCUUCUUCUCUCUGCAUUUGUGUGGAUGUUCCUUGAGGCCAUAACACUGUUCAUCUCAGUGAGGAACCUAUCAAAGAUCAGAUCCAGGUGGAGGGAGGUGCUUCACUGGAAAUACCAGCUUGUGAUUGGUUAUGUGGUCCCCACUCUUGUGGUUGGUGUAUCUGUGGCUGUUCAGCGUGACGGUUAUGACAGUGAGACGUGCUGGAUUAAGUUGGGGACGAGCUUUGUGUGGAGUUUCUUGGGUCCUGUUUGCUUCAUUCUUGCAGUUAAUUUGAUUCUCUUCAUUGCCAUCAUCAUCACUCUUCAGUGUACACUGAUGCACCUGAGCGGUGAUGUCUCACAGAUCAAAACCAGCAGGACUAUGGUGUUCAAAGCACUGGCCCAGUUUUUUAUACUGGGUUGCCCCUGGAUACUGGGGUUCUUCACACAGUUCAGUAAGGCGCUGGAGAUCAUCUUCCUUCUCCUCACUUCCCAGCAGGGCACCUUCAUCUUCCUGGUCCACUGUGUCCUCAGUGAAGAGGUAAAGCAGAAUCAAGUCAGAAAGCAGUACAAAAAGUUGUGGUACAUCCUCUGUCCUCACCAUGAGACCAAGGAACAGAUGACAGAGACCAUGAGGACUGUCCAGAGUAACAUUUACACCACCGACGCAGAUCUCAGUGUGGACUUGGAUAAAAAGGAUUAA